AGCUCCUCAGAGAUUUGAAAGCUCCACACAGGCAAGGAUGCAGUCAUCUGGAUAAACUUUAGAACAGCAGGAACGUUUACAGUGAAAGAAAAAGCAGGAGGAAAAGGGUUCAAAGAGAAGACGCUACCAUUGUCACAGCGACAGACAGAUGAGGUUUUCCAGUCAACCUGCAGACAGAUGUGGGAGCUGCAGCUGUUCUUAGCAUAUGAGGAAGCUGGAACGAUCAGCCUGGAACCAGACGGCAGCAGCAUGCCACCUUAACCAGCGCUAAGCUGGCCACCUUCGUCCAUCAAUCCUCAAUCCAGUCUCUCCACAUGGUGAAGAUGUAGUCUGUUUGAUCUCUAUGGAGAUGUCUCUAAACACAGACUCCUCUGCCUCGUUGCCAUGGUCACUGUGGUUGCUGUUCUUCCUGACCCCCAUCACCCAGACAACAAGCUCUGCCCCCACAUCUGAAACUUCUCUGCCAUUCAAUACCACGCUAUUGUUCGACAGUGGCACGCCGGGCUACAACCUACGGAACUGCAGCUGCUCUAAACCCGUCUGGGACUGCAACGAGGCUCUGGCCAACUCGCUGUGCAGAUGCCACACAGUUUUGCGCUCCGCUCUGCCCACUGCUGGGCUCAGAGAGCCAGGACGACUCACUGUCUGGGUGAAGGAGCUCUGGGUGCUGGAAGAGCUGCUAAACAGGAGCAUGGUUGGGCAUUUGCGGUUGUCAUUUUGUGGAAUAAAACCAAUGGACAGUCAGUACCUGGCUUUGCAAGGUUUGCGUACCCUAAGGAUCCACAGCGCAGCACCAGAAGCUACUUACCCCAACCAGGAGAUUACAAUUUCCCCUGCAGCAGGGAUUGCAGUGGAGCUAGAGGCCCUCUCCUUUGACUUCUCCUCCUCUUUCCACGUGACCUUCCUGGAUGUAGCAGUGCUCAACGGGCUCUCUGCCCUAAAGGCAUACAGUGUGGUGGGACCACCUGCUCACAACCUCUCCCAGACCUUCCCCCACCUGGCUUUGCCCCUUGCUACGCCAUACUCUGCUGCUCCUGAUGACCCCAUUGACCCCAGUGAGCAGGCUGCAGAGCCUCUGCAGAACCUGCUUAUCACGUUUGUCUACUAACAACAACACAUCCUCAUUAGGGCAGUACAAAUGACAAAUGAUGUGCAGGAAUUAUACACAACAGAGCUGGAUGUUUCUUUGUUCUCCUUUUGCAAAGGAAAAGUUGCACAUCUGACAUAUCUGUGGAAUAAACUUCUUUCUGACUAGCUGCUGUCAUUCUGGCCUAAAUGUGGCUUUGAACAGGAAAGAAGAAAAACCUCUUUACCUUACCCUGAUGCCUUUUCUUCAAUGAGACUACAGACUUCAGACAGAACAUGUGUGCUGAACUCCUGCUGGUGUUUUCCCAUCCCUGAGCGCAGAUAUAGACACAAUGUUUGAGAAUGUUUGCCACAGCAUAUUUUGCGAAUCAUUCCAAAACAGUGAAUGAUGAUUUGCAAACCAGAAAGCGAAGGGUCAACGCCUGCUCCUUACAUUACAACUGAUUUGCUGCAGUUGUUGGAGAUGUUGCUUGUACAAAUAUUCUGGAACUGCUGCACAUACCGUUGUUCCACUGUUACAUGUAACUCACAUAUGGAGUACAUAGUGACUUCCAAAUUCACUAGUCUGCAGAUGUGCUCGUAAACACUCUACGUGCACAAUUAAAACAGCAGGUAGCUGGAAGCCACACAGGCUAUGGUUACACUUGACUUUUCAAAUUGAUUUUUGAGAUCUGUGUGCCUACAUCUGGCCCUGAAAACAUGUGGCUUCUGUGGGUUGUUUCAACAUCCUUCCAUCUUCCACCUUUCACAUUUGAUCCAGAAGAUGUGACAGUACUAAUGUGAGGACAAGCUGUUUAUUGCAUAUCAGAUGACACACAGCAGUUUAUUGUGUGAUGAGUGUAACCGCAGCCACUGUGACAGACAGACAGCGAUCUGGUACGCCAUCUGCAAGAACUGUAUUCAGAACAGAGAGGGAUGACAGGUCCCAGAUCCCGCUCCCAGCUGCCAAGUGGGUGUUAGCUCUUCCCCCAUCCAGGUGCUGUCAGAUAUAUCAGGGCAGCUGGACAGGAUGAACAGUAGGGAGGAGGCCUUUGACUAGACUGGCCACUUCAAACUAAUGCAGAUGUUUGUUGACAUUUACAUGUAGACGGGUGACAAAAUACGGAGAAACAUAACAAAUGCAGACUUCCUGAUGAGUCUAAAAAUGAUGGACCAAUGUAUAGACAGCACUAACCACCACCAUCAUCAGAACACCAAAUGAGGGAAUAUCUUUUGGGAGAAUGACGGUCAAUCCACAAGUGACUUGGAGAGUCUAUUUAGAAGCUCUGAAGCUAGGCGUGGCACUUGCUAAUGAACAACAUUAGAUGAAUUAGAGGAAAAAGGUAGCAAGUGAACCUUGAGAUUAUUUAGUCACAUAAACUGGUCCCACUGUCAAGAAUGAGCCUAACAUAUGACACCUUACUAUGUUUAGUUUCUAAAGUUUUUUCCUGUUAAUUUGUCACCUAUCUUUGCAUGAAGCAGCUAUGGCCACUAAACAUUCUUGGUCUAGAUUCCAGGACAGGUCAAACCAGAUUACACUUAAAUUUGGGGCCCAGUGGUGCCAGUCCUGGUUAGCAUUGUUAAGGUGAAGGACUGUUGUUUUCUAUUAGGGUAAUGAACACAGCUGUUUGCUCUGCACUUUUUACUUAAAGCUGGGUUGGCAAUUUAUUUCAGACACAUUUCUGUUAUAUUUGUUGAUCUUUACAUCCCGACAGCAAUCAAUAAAUCAAAUACUCUGACACAAAAGUGACUGUAAUGAGCACAGCCAAUCAUUUCAUUGGGAGUGGAUGAAUUGACUGCAACAAUAGCACAAAGAGCAAGGUCUCACAGCAAGAAGGUUGUCGGUUCAAUCCCUCGUUGCCCUGGCCUUUCUAUGCAGAGUUUGCAUGUUCUCCGCAUGGGUUCUCUCCAGGUGCUCCAGCUUCCUCCUACCGUCCAAAGACAUGCAGGCUAGGUGUUAAUUGGUGUCUCUAAAUUGCCCUUAGGUGUGAAUGUGAGUUUGACUGGUUGUUCAUCUAUGUUCGGCCCUGCAAUGGACGGGCGGUUUCUUUUGAUAAUACGCACCACUAAAGCACAAUUAAAGCCUUAACGAUUAUGGUUCUAAUGUUUACCCACUCUUAUAGACUUUUCUUUCUGGCCCAGUGUCAAAUCUAUUUUUUAUACCUUUAAUAUUUCACUUGAUAUUAUGCUUACAUGGUGUAUAUAGUAUAUAAGUUUGUGUUAUAUCAAAUUAUCAGACAUUAGCUGACAUACAGCAAUGGCUAGGAUUCCAGCAUGGGCAUACUGCUUUGCUUUUGGGACUGGAAAAAAUGGAUUCCAUCCUAGCCUUUUUAUUUCAGUUAAUAAUUAGACUGUUAAUCCACCCCUUGAUUAUUGGGUGAAAAUAUGUCUACUCACUUGUAAAUUAAAUCUAAAUUCUUUUAGGUUUCUGGGUUACUAAAUCUGCUCUUUUAACAGCAUUUCUAUAGUUAGAUUGCAACAGAGUCUAUGUUGAAAUAACUUACAGCACAGUCUCAAUGCAUGAGGUGCAAAGGGGGGGAGGCAAAGAGAGAAAUUCCUGCUUCAGGGAUCAAUAGAGCAUCAUAAAAAAACAAGAUGUACUGUGGCAGCUGACUCCAGUGAACACUGGCUGGAACCAAUCCAGAGUGGGAUCAGAGUCACCAGAGCUGGACAAUACUGUUGUCUCUGAGAGGGAGCUUUCAGUGUUAAGCUAUUUUGUUGAAGAGAUUUUAAGUAAAUUAUAAUAAAACAUGUCUGUUGUCAAGAGUUAAGGACAGCUGCCCACAGCAAAAAGGUAGGAGAAAAAACAAGUGAAAGACAAGGGUCGUGUCAGUCUGACGGAGAGGCGCAGUAGGCUGCAGUCUGCUGCUGCGUUUUUUCAGCUGGUCUUAUUGAGUGCAGAUGGCCUAAUAAAACAAGUUGUUUUGAAACAGAUUAAAAUGGAUGCCCAAAGAACAAGAGUCCCAGGAUUAGGAUCCCUCACACCAGCCAACGAAUCUCACUUUGACUCUGUAGAGAUGGUUGAGUUACGCAGUUAUUAACCGACUUACAGCCUACUUGGCAGGGCCUAGUGAGGGAAGAAAGGGAAGUGAAAGAGAAAUUUUCUCAGUAUCGUGCUGGAUGUGAUUCACUUACUCUACAGCUCUUUGUCAGGAUGGUUUGUUUUUGUUUCUGGAUAUUUAUAUGCAGUCACUUUAGAGAGGAGUUGGAGGAGAAUUUUAAUCAAAGUCAAAGUUGAACAACUCUCUCUCUCUGGUUUCAUGCUCCCUUUCUCUUCCUGUUUCCAGCUCAUAUCCUGUGAGAGACUGUCAUGAAGCUGCACAACACAAUCCAGGGCCAGCACUUCUUUUCUGCAGAUCAUUGAAAGUCUCUGUGUGUCUGUGUAGUUGCUACAAAAACUACCUACUAAAGUCCAUAGUUUCAGCAAAAUAAAUUCAGAUUGCACCACCAAAGCUCACAAUGCUCACAAUACCUGUAAGGCCAAACUAAGCGGAGUUUCCCCACACAGACUUUGCAGGCUGUCCAGGUAUAUCAAUGGCCACCAAAGUAUAAUUGCCAACCCAUUUCAGCACUUUGCAGAGAAACAUUAUCUUGUAUUAUGUUAGAAGACAUGGACACGGUGGAUAUUUUACAGCAUCAGUGAACACACCUGUUGGUGCCGAUGUCAUUCAGCACCACUGUGGUCUCAAUCGUUUCAGUAGGGAACGUCAUUAACAACAAGCCACUGAAAACAGAACUGCAGGUGAAAAAAUCCUUGUGUUUGUUAUUUUGGCAACUUUGAAAAAAUACUGCUGAAGAAGAAAGACAGGUGCAGGUGUGUGUGUCUGAAGGGACAAGUAAAGUGAGCAAUUUAAAUUAAUUAGAAUUAAACCUGGAAAAUCCUGUAAACUGCUGCAGUAUGGGAGAAAAAUGGAAAAUUUAAUUUAUUUAAUAGUCAGUGUUUUAUUAUAAACAUACAAUUGAAUUGGAUGAAUGGCCAGUACUUAUACUGGUGCUAAUAUGGGUCCUAAUAAAGAGUUUUCCAUUAAAAAGAGUUACAAAAAUGUUUUUAGAAAGACAGAAAAACACUUUUAAUUGCCACUAUGUUGCAUUGCAACACACUUGAGACUAGAGAUUAGCCACUGUGUAAAAAGGUGAUUAGAAAAAAGUUGGGAGAUUUUUUAUUCACUUCAGUGUUAUUCUUUUCUGGGACAUUAUGACCAUCUAGUGGCCAUUAAAGUGCAGUUACAGGAGCUUUAUUUCAGCCCGGCCGUGGUGACUUAAACUUAUUUUCAUCAGUUGACAAUAAUUUAACGACCGUACUGUGUUAGUAGUUCUUUCUUUAGUUUGAUGUAUUCUUCUUUUGUUCUUUCCUACCCUGUGCCUGUCUGGCAGGGCUGCAUCCUUGCACUGAAUACAUUUUCUUUCUGUGCUUUUAACACAUGGAUAUGAAAACAGGAUGGUGACUAUAACGCCUAGAAACACCCAUGCCCUUCUUCUGAAACAAGACUGAACUGGGGCUUUCUUUGUUGAAUGGAAACAUAUUUCAUUAUGCAACAAGCUGAGAUGAAUUUCUCUGGAAUUGCUGUGAGUGGUUAAGAAAAUACAACCAGCACAUGCCAGGUCAAUUUGCUCUGUGUAUAUAAAAGAGUUGGUACUGAAAGCUUCAAAGAUUUCUCGACACCUUCAGCACAUCUUUUGUUGCCUUUAAGCCAACAUUCACAACCAGUAUUCAGCUCAGGAAUGGAGUCCAUCCAUUACAGUGCACAAAUUGCUCCUACCAAGCAUUCUACCUUUAGUCACUCCCAUCUGGUGAACGGGGUGAUUACACACCUCCAAAAGACACCUUUUAAUGGUUUUCAGACAGGAUGUUUAAAACAGGCCAUGGGACUUUGUGCUUAUGCUCCCAUCAGCACACAUCUGACAGUCUUAAAACGUUUGGGACAUUCCACCAAAAAAAGGGUGAAAAUGAGAUCACUGGGUUUUUUGGGUUUGACAUCACUCUCUUGUGUUAGAGCCUCAACUUCCUUUUCUUUCUCUUCUCUCUUGAUCUUCAUUACAGGAUAAUAGCACAUCAUCAGGGAAUGUAAUUAUUCAAAUGUAAUUUGUUAUGAUUCUGUGUAAUCCAUGGCUAUGUGCCUUAAACUUUGUACACAUUGCAGAUCAGCAUUUU
Messenger RNA from Micropterus salmoides (largemouth bass), 6217 nucleotides. RefSeq lists its product as uncharacterized. The coding region runs from base 344 to 1108 and encodes 254 amino acids. The record is from RefSeq and is a predicted model, not a curated record. Lineage: Eukaryota; Metazoa; Chordata; Actinopteri; Centrarchiformes; Centrarchidae. The transcript is spliced from 3 exons.